AUGGCCAACACAGGAGGGAGAGAGAAUGAAGAGUCACCGGAGAUGGAGCAUUGGCAGUAUCGCGUCACGCUUUUCCUGGUAGAUAACUGUGCAGACGAAUGGCGGAUCGCCAUGACAUGGUCGCGGUGCGCCCUCAUCACAGCGGAGCUGGUCAUCUGCGCAGUCCACCCCAUCCCCGGCCACUAUACCUUCCGAUGGGUCACGCAAUGGGCCUUCACGCACGAAGAACGCGAGGCAGAAGCCGACGUCGAUAUUUUCCUAUCCAUACCCAUGUUUUUACGCCUCUAUCUAAUUUGCAGAGUUAUGUUAUUACACAGUAAGCUAUUCACCGACGCCUCAUCGCGUAGUAUUGGCGCCCUCAACCGAAUCAACUUCAACACGCGAUUCGUCAUGAAAACCCUCAUGACGAUAUGUCCGGGCACAGUACUCCUUGUCGUAACCAUCACCCUUUGGAUCCUCGCCAGUUGGAUCAUGCACGUGUGUGAAAGAUAUCAUGACAAAGACAACAGUGAGAUCCUCAACGCCAUGUGGAUCGUAUCCAUUACAUUCCUAUCCAUAGGCUACGGUGAUAUGGUACCCAAUACUUACUGCGGGAGAGGGGUGGCCGUCAUCACUGGUAUAAUGGGAGCGGGUUGCACGGCUCUUGUUGUAGCAGUCUUGGCGACCAAGUUAGAGCUGAGCAGAGCAGAAAAACACGUCCAUAAUUUCAUGAUGGAUAAUCAACUUACAAAACGAUUAAAGAAUGCAGCUGCCAAUGUAUUGAGAGAAACCUGGUUGAUCUACAAAUACACCAAACUCGUCAAACACUCAAGCACAAGAAGAAUAAGAAAACACCAAAGAAAAUUUUUAAAUGCGAUUCAUAAGUUAAGAAAAACAAAAAUGGAUCAGCGAAAGUUAGCUGACGAAGCAAGCACAGUAGUAGAUAUGGCGAAGACUCAAAACGUUAUGUUCGAGAUGAUAUCAGAUAUGCAUACGGGGAAAGCCGAGUUGGAGGACAGGGUGAGCCGCCUGGAGGGAAGACUAGACCAGCUACAGACCUCACUCGACGGUUUGCCUCAGGUCAUGUCAGCUCUGAUGCAAAACGCUCAACUUCUACAGCAGCAGACUCAGCUUCUCUCCUCUCAGCAAUAUCUAGCGCCCCCUUCGCCCAACCUUAUCCAGCCGACCAUGCAGGAUAACCGCUUCAAUCAGCUCCAUUGUCUGGACAAUGACCUCACAACCAAUAACCACGCCGCAAUGAACUCGCGCGGUGCGGGGUUGCGGUUGCGACCGCUUCACUCGUUACCCAUGCAGUUCCCGUCGAACGAAGAACCGCGACGCGACGAUACGGUCAGGGCGUUCAGCAUCCCUGACGUCAGUAUAUCAAAAGAAGGGAACCGAGGACCUUGAUAGUGAUGAACACAAACUCGUGAGUGCAAGUGAAAUAGAUGGAGAAAGAGAGUGUGUACUGUGUGUGUGAGAGUGUGCGAGGAAGGGAUAAACAUGAAGCUUCGCUUCCUCAUAUCUAAAGUGACUUCCUGAGAUACUCCAAAAAGGGCAAAGAUGUAUGCUCCGGUCUCAAGAUACCUCUGACGUUCACGUAUUAAACUAAAGACGAAUCAAUGCAAAGACCGUUCCCCAUAAGCUUGUGGAACCGCGGUUGCUGGAGUUGACGGAGAGACAAGAGUAACAGAAUAUUAGCACUAGUUGUGUUGAGCCUUAUGUUUUAGCCAAACCUCGCAGACACUGCUCAAGUGUUAAAGGUCGUUCCAAGUUUAACGCUGGCUCAUCAAGCCUAGAUCUAAUCCCUCAGGUCACGCUUUCGUUGAGAUCGAUGAGAGCUCAACUCUCACAACGCUACCUGUCCCUGUAGAUGGAAGGACAUGAACAAGGAUACACUAGGAGGAGGGUACAGGUGCGGAAUACUGGCAUGUAUGAUGAUGCAUUCCAAAGACAGUCGCUAAAGCCAGUCACUGUCGCACCUAGUAGAGGGGGUUCGAUGGUGAAACAUCGACGAAUAAGAUGGCCGCCAUCGAUGCAAGAUGUGCAGCCGUGCAUGGAGGUCUAACUAUGACUACUAGUACCUGACAUAGAGGGCGAUAUUCUCUGCACGAGAUCACACCAUAAGUCCUCUUCUAACUGAAAUUGCAGGAUUCAAUUUUUAUAUGUAUGAUGUAGCCUUUCCAAAUGCAAAAGUGUUUCACUAAUUGUAAAAGUCUAAUCUAUUAAUCCGCGAUUUAGUUCUUUUUAUUUUCAAUAUUGCUAUAAAUAUUCAAAUGAUGGUACAUUCACUUUGUGGUGAUAAUGACAAAGUUUUGGCGUCAUAAAAACUGCCAACCUAUAAAAACAAAAAUAUAGUAAAUGUAUGGGGUUCGUAGAUAUAUAAUUAUCAUAGCCACAUACUCAAAUUAUAACUAUCUUGGUAUCUAUUCUCGGGGUCAAUACGAUAGUAGAUUCGAUUGCCAAUGAUAUACGUGUCUGUAACCGCACUCAAAUUCCUAUGCAUUAUUGCUCGUGUAGCGUUCCAUAGUCAAAUCACGAAAGGCUGAGAGUCGUGAAUAUGUAUUGGAAAUAAAAUGUUAUAACAACUUAUCAAUAUUCACUUAUUUAGUGCUGCUUUAUACUUUUCCUCGGAAUAUACGGGUCGAUAGAACUAUAAGGUGUGUUUCGUACUCAUCAACUAUACAUAGCUUCAGUAAUGUGUAGAUAUGUACUAUGAUUCAUAGUCACAUUUUGCUGCUAUUGUCUCUUUAUAACAAUAGCAAGAGAUCUAUAGGUUAUCGUGCUUUAUAAUCAAAUUUCAAUAAGUUCUUCGGGUAAGGGAAUUAGAGUGCAGUGAUAUUUUCCAUCUAUUCUAUUUCUCUUCAUAGUCCACUAUGACAGGAAACGGUUUGUUAUAGACCUACUUUACUGGGUUUUCGGUGAGUUAAUCCAUUAUUUUUUUGCAAAUCACCCUUCCAUUUUUGUUACUAGAAUGGUAUAACGAAGAGUCGAUAGAAAAAGUGGAAUAAUUUAAAGGAAAAUUUACAUAACUAUGAUUCAGGGGAUCUGUUAGCAAUCGAGCAUUUUCUUUAAAAAUCCAAAAUGAUAGUUAAUAGCAUAGCUUGGGGAAAAAAAACCUUGCAAUGUGUUAAUUGUACUUAAUGCAUUUUUCAUUAUAGUCAAAAACUGUUCUUAAAAAUGAAUCAUAUAUAGCAAAGUUACAUGAUUUGACAAAAAUGAAACUAAGAUAUUUCGACUGAAAUUAGUUACAAAAUUUAAACCGUCCACUCCGACAGGACAUCUGCACGUUACCACCACGUGGUAUUUUAAUUUUAUAGUCACUCUUAUAAAGAUUUUGUUUUAAUCACCUCUUUUCGCAUGGGUCAUUUGGAAGAUUUUUCCUUUUACAUUUUCUCUCGUACUUACAAACGUGUAAUUGUACUGAUUGUUAUUUCUUAAUGUGAUUUAUGUUUUGUAGACAGGGAUUUUGAUUCCUUGCUACAUUUGUUACAACGGCAGGGCGAAAAAUAAGGGCUCUCAAAAGGUGCAACUACGCGCACCAUCGUAUACUAUUUGUACACGACUCAUAAUUGACAACAGUUGCGCAUUUGACAACAGUACCUACUUUCUAUUGAAUUCUUUGUUUAAGGGUGCAACAAAAAGCCCCUCCCACACGAAAAAAUAAGCACGGGAGUCGUUACAUGACCGUAUACGUGUCAAAUACUUUUACCUCAUGUAUAUGCCAGUUUAGUUUGUAAGAGGGGUUUCAUUGCGUUAUUGUUUAAUAGGCUUAUUGGGCCUAUAAUUUCAUGGGAAUAAAUCUUCUUCUUUUUUUCUCCAUUGUUAACCCUGCACAAGUAUACAUUAUGUGCACUGUGUUCUGCAACAUUGUGUGAAUGCUAUGGGAAGCUGGUGUAAACAGCACGCAAAUGUGAUUCCUUGAUGUUACUUUCAACUCUUACCAACCAAAAAGAUUUCAUCCAUUUAUUUUGUGAUCAGUAAUAGACCAUGGAAUUUGGGCUACUAGAGAUAGAGAGAAAAAGAAAAGCAAUUAUCUGAACCAACAAAAAAAGAACGAGUAAGAAAUAUAAAAAUGAUAUGAGUAUAGUCUUACAGGAAAUACAUUCUGAUACAGGCAAGACGAGAGUCUGUUAUUCAACAUCUGCUUAAAAUCCGCCCAGUGUCAACACCAUAUGGGCGUGAACCGAAGACUGAUAACAGAAUCUGUUUACCACUUUCAAUCAUUGAGCGAGGGUACUUUCAUUAGUUUUUGGCUUCUCUUUGAUUUUUCUACGUAACAAUAUUUUAGUUUUAAAUUUCAAAGUAGGCAUAACCAACAAAAAGGGAUAUAAAAGAAGUCUUGCCUACGUAUAUGCGUGUUGUACCGUGAAACAAACAUUUACUAUUUUGCAACUCUAAUUUCAACACCGCCUCGUGCCUUAACUGUUUAUAUUAUAUAUACAUAUAUAUAUUUGCGAUAUAGAAAAUGCGUGUGUGCGUGAGAGGGAGGGUGUGUGAGCGCGACGCGAGAAAGGAUGUAGUUUCGAAUGGGACGCAGGGGUUUCGGAUGAUUUCGUUGGAAAUGAGUAGGCCCAGCGAAUACGGAUGGUGACCAGGAGGGUAAAUAAAGGCACCACAUGUAUCAGUGGCGGAUCCAGGGAUCCACAGUGGGCACGUACCCCUCCCCCUACCAAAUGUUAGAAUACUCUGAUACACAUGUCUAAUUAUCCCCCCCCCCCCCCCCCCCGUCCCCUCAUCCCAGUUUAAAUUCAUUUUUAUUUUCUGAAACUAUUUUCCCAAAUGAUUUCUCUAUGUUGGGAGUGGCUAAGAUAGUCUAGACUCAUUAUUGUGCCCCUCCCCCACCCCCAAAUCUGAAAUAUGUCCUGGCUCCGCCACUGUGUAUGUGAAUCGUGCUGUAAUUAUCGGUCAUAAAGAGAGUGUCUUUCUAAUAUGCAUGAAUCAUGGAUUGAUUUUCAAUGUCCCAAUUUCUAUGAUAGCUUUAUCAACUAUUUUUUAAAUCAAACAAAUUGUGUAAUUGGCAGUGAGGUUAUUAUGAGGGGUAUUUCUGUUCUUUUUAAUCCCAUUUUUAACAAAUUAUCAGAAUGAGGGGAUUGCAUCAUAUUUCCCUAAAAGUAGUCUAAUUUUCAGAUGCAUUUAUCAUUAUGUCAUAACAAUUCUUUGCUCGUAAUGUGUUGAUUGAAUAUGAUUUUACCUUAUCUGUAUUAUUUUAAGAUAAAGUUUUUAUUGGUAGCGACGAGCAAAUGAGUUAACUUUUUUAAAGUUCAUAGAGAACUAUAAAUUCUAAAAUUGAUAAUGGAAUAUAUCUAUGUACUUAAUGGAACUGAAUCCGAAGGGCAGAUGUGUGAUGGAUGUAUGUUGAAUUAAUAUUGUACAAGAAAAGUGUAUUUUUAAGGGACCCUUUUAUUUUUAGAACAAGAGAAGAGUAUAUUUAGUUUUAGGGUUUUUAAUUUUGAAAGACAUGAAAGAACACAUUGUCAUAUACCGAGUGUUACUGCACAGGAUUGGAAAUACGCCGUGUUCACGAUAUGACACACUGUGUUCAUAUUUUGACAUGCUACGUUGACACUUUGAAUUACUGUGGUCCAAAAAUGUACACACCACAUUAUAACCGAUGUGUGUAUGCUACUCUUCCACAGUGCUUACAGUGUGUUCAUACUGUCCCCAACUGUGUGAAACAUUAACACCCACAGUUGCCAUAUGUGAACGUAGUGUGUUUGAACUAGACGUAUGAACACGGUGUGCAAUCAAUAUCAAACUGUGAUGAUUGGUUCACAAUGUGAACACACUGUGUCCAAACUGUGAAGAUAGUGUGUUCACAGUAUUUUAAAAGAUACUGUGACAGUGUGUUCUUUAUCGCAGGGUUGAUCAUAACGUAGCCGGAGUUAAAGUAUGGGAUUACGCUUGUGUGUGAGAUUGAGAGACGCAGAGAAAAGAUAUGUAGUGUGUGGUGGGGAAGGGUAGGGGUCAUUACUUGUUCAUGUCAUGUACACUGUUCCAGAACAAACACAUUGUCCAUUCUCUCUCACGUAUAAGCAAGAAGUUGCUGGUAACUUCUUGGUAUAAGCACGCCACAAUCCACACCUGUCUUUAUGUAACAGUGCAAGCAACCAAUAAUUUAGAUAUUACGGCCACCGUCACUGCCACAGUGCACUGCACUUCUCCAAUCCUCCUUUUCAUCAAAAAAUAAUCCAUAAUCUUGCACAAAAAGUCACCUUUUAACAGUUUAAUUUCGACAAGAAUUGUAUGGUUGAUCAUGCUGAAAUUUGGGGUUUAUUAGAUAACUAGAUCCACGAGUGCACGGCUUAACUCCCUUGAUCACAUGUCAACAUUAUUGUAUGCGUACCUGUAUUGUAUGUGGAUUUUAUAGGUCAGAGGCCCUCUCUAUAAAACUAGCCCUACAAUUGAUCAGGAUUUCCUUCUUCAAAUGUGACCACAAUUCAUCGAGAUUAGACAAAAAUGAAUAAGAUUUUGUUUUCGUAAAGAAAGGUUACUCAUUAUUUACAAUAUCUAUCUCAAACGGGUUGAAAAAUUAAUGGGAGUCAUGAAUUUAUAUUUUUGAUAAUUUCAUUAUACGAUAAAAUUUCAUCUCAAUGAAAAAUUAAUUUGUAAUUUGAUUAGAAUAGGACAGUUGAUUUUGAUUUUCUUUAACAAUUAAAAAAAAAAGCUAUACAUGGAAACACGAGUGACAGAUUUGGUGUAAUUCAUCUACAUAACAUUUGGAAGCCUCUGAUAUAUAACUACAUGUUCUUGGGAAUGUGUUUGUUCUGUUUGCAUGUUAACGUGUUACGUAAUAACACCACAAUUGGUUUCGUUCUUUGUGUUCAUAAAUGUUCGUAUGAUAAUGUUAUAACAGCACUAUAAUAGCGUUUUGAUAUUGCACGUAUACUCAAAGUGUCUUUAUUACUGCCAAGGGUUAUAUAUGUCGAAAAUAUCAUUGAUAUAACUAUCAUAUUGAGCAGAAUGGUAUAUUGUUAUGGUUAUUAUUGUUAUUAUUAUUGCGCAAUUAUUACAAUCAUGUAUGACUUGUAUAGACUCUUGUAAUUGAAAUAUUAUGUGGGAAAUCGUUUUGUACAUAUCUUGAAAGCGACAGAGAUCUAUGUAAAUGAGGACGUUUCACGAAAGUGCAAGGGUAUCUCUUUUUAAAUACAGUACUUUUCAUAUAAUGAACAAAAAAGGAAUUAUAACAAAAAUCAA
This is a messenger RNA of Strongylocentrotus purpuratus (purple sea urchin), 7176 nucleotides long. Its product is annotated as small conductance calcium-activated potassium channel protein 2. NCBI's taxonomy places the organism in Eukaryota, Metazoa, Echinodermata, Echinoidea, Camarodonta, Strongylocentrotidae. The record is from RefSeq and is a predicted model, not a curated record. Gene Ontology annotation, molecular function: small conductance calcium-activated potassium channel activity; calmodulin binding. Gene Ontology annotation, cellular component: neuron projection; neuronal cell body; plasma membrane. Gene Ontology annotation, biological process: potassium ion transmembrane transport. The transcript has 9 exons. Bases 1 to 1389 code for a protein of 462 amino acids.